AUGGCACCCAGCGCCGUCACACCCCCGAACCAUAUCGAGACUGUUACCGAACUUACCCAAGACGGCAUCAAAUCUGCGCUUCUCAAGAACGCCCCAGCACAAAUCGACUCUGCAUCGCUCACAAACUCCAUCACUGCCACACCACCAAACGAGCCCGCAAGCAAAAGCCAAGAUGUCGUCGACGCACCUCUCGCUGAACUCGAUGCCUCCAAGGUUUCUUGCACAUACACCAGCACCCCGCGCUCCGUUCCCGCUGUAGGCUCAGCAGAGAUGGCCAGCCAGAAGGUCUGCACCGACCACAUGGUGCAAGCUCAAUGGAAUGUCGAGUCCGGCUGGGCAGCACCUGAGCUCAAGCCCUACGGUCCGCUUUCUCUCGCACCCACAGCCUCAUGCCUGCACUACGCAACCGAAUGUUUCGAAGGCAUGAAGCUGUACCGGGGAUACGACGGCAAACUUCGUCUUUUCCGCCCAGACCUGAACUGCCGCCGCAUGCUCAUGUCCACGAACCGUAUCGCUCUCCCCGCAUUCGACCCCGAGGAACUCCUCAAGCUCAUUGUCAAGCUUUGUGCCACCGAUGGUGCCAAAUGGCUCCCCAAGGACCGACCAGGACAGUUCCUCUACAUUCGUCCCACCAUGAUUGCUUCCGACCCCGCUCUCGGUGUUGAGCGACCGAAAGAGGCUCUUCUGUUCGUCAUCCUGUGCUGCUUCGCACCCAUGGGCGACAUGAGCGGUGGUAUCAAACUGCUCGCUUCCCAAGACGACAUGUGCCGCGCAUGGCCCGGCGGUUUCGGUUACGCCAAAGUUGGUGCCAACUAUGGUCCCUCGCUGGUUGCCCAAGGCGAAGCGAGAAAGCGAGGAUACCACCAGAUCCUCUGGCUCUUCGGCGACGACUGCACCAUCACCGAGGCAGGCGCGAGCAACUUCUUCGUUGUGUGGAAGACCAAGGAGGGAAAGCUACAGCUUGUCACUGCCGACCUCAACGAGCGUAUUGUCCUCGACGGUGUCACAAGGAGAUCCAUCCUAGAACUCGCCCGCUCAAGACUCACUUCUUCGUCCCCUUCAGCCGAUUUGGAGACUCUCGAGGUUGUUGAGCGCAAGUUCAACGUCUUUGAGAUUGAGGAGGCGGCCAAGGAGGGCCGUCUUGUCGAGGCUUUUGCGGCUGGUACGGCGUGGUUCGUUGCUCCUAUUAGCCAGAUCCACUUCCGAGGAAAGGAUAUCGAGGUCCCUAUGGUCAAGGGCGACUCUGGCGCGUACGCGAGCUACUUCAAGAGCUCCCUCAAGGGCAUCAUGUGGGGUAGCGACGGUAUGGAGGGACACGAGUGGGGCCGUGUUAUCGACGAGGAGUAG
Messenger RNA from Alternaria incomplexa, 1347 nucleotides. RefSeq lists its product as uncharacterized. The coding region runs from base 1 to 1347 and encodes 448 amino acids. Lineage: Eukaryota; Fungi; Ascomycota; Dothideomycetes; Pleosporales; Pleosporaceae. The transcript has a single exon. The record is from RefSeq and is a predicted model, not a curated record. Gene Ontology annotation, molecular function: branched-chain-amino-acid:2-oxoglutarate transaminase activity. Gene Ontology annotation, cellular component: mitochondrion. Gene Ontology annotation, biological process: L-leucine biosynthetic process; L-valine biosynthetic process.